ACCGCCCCAGGCUGGGACACACUCAGAGAUGGCAUCUCCAGCGCUCGAGGUAAUCUCCCCUCUGCAUGCAUUCAGGGGCCUUAGAGAAUCCUGACUUAGCAGCAAUUGGGUUUUCUCAAGCCAGGUGGAAGCUAAGCCCCAAGGAGCUGAUAAAAGAAGAAGCCCGCUAUGGCUCUAGCCCACUGGCUAUGCUGACAGCCACCUGCAAUAAAUUCGGAGGCUCGAGUCCAAUCCGGGAUUCGGCCACUCCGGGGAAAGCAGGGGGAAAUCCGGGAAAGAAAUUGUACCAGUUGGGUGCUGAGAUCUCCGUGCCCAAAGUCCGUGGCUCUGAGGCCAUGGGGGAUUCCUACACUGCUGCCUUCCCCAGUGGGAACGGCCUGAUGUCGCCUUCCACCAGCCCCCAGGCUUCCACCACCUACUGCAAUGACUACAGCCCCUUCUCCCACUCCUUCCCGACCUCCUCUAGCUCUCAGGACCCAUCGUCCCUCCUGGUCUCCAAGGGACACCCUUCGGCCGACUGCCUUCCCAGCGUCUACACCUCCUUAGACAUGACCCAUCCUUACGGCUCCUGGUACAAAACUGGCAUCCACCCCGGGAUCUCGGGCAGCUCCAGCAAUGCCACAGCCUCCUGGUGGGACAUGCACUCCAACACUAACUGGCUGAGCACCCAGCCCCAGUCGGAUGGCCUGCAGGGCUCCCUUCAGUCCAUGCCCACCCAGUCUUCCCUCAGCCCCCAGCUGCCUAGCUACAGCUCCGACUUCACCCCCUUGAAUCCUGCCCCAUACCCGGCAGUGGGCAUCACCUCCUCCUCCCACCUACUCCCCUCCAGCCAGCACAUGCUGUCCCAGGAGAUGUACAAGCCCAAGCCGGUGGCCAACAACUCCCUGAUGGAGAGCGGGAUUGGACUGAAGGCGCCGCGCAGUGGUUCUUUCGGGGGCACCACCGGCCGUUCGACAUGCGACUGCCCCAAUUGCCAGGAGCUGGAGCGCCUGGGUGCCUCGGCUGCCAGCCUCCGGAAGAAGCCCAUCCACAGCUGCCACAUCCCGGGCUGCGGGAAGGUGUACGGCAAGGCCUCGCACCUGAAAGCCCACCUGCGCUGGCACACGGGCGAACGCCCCUUCGUGUGCAACUGGCUCUUCUGCGGCAAGCGCUUCACGCGCUCAGACGAGCUGGAGCGCCACGUCCGCACCCACACCCGAGAGAAGAAGUUCACCUGCCUGCUCUGCAACAAGCGGUUCACGCGCAGCGACCACCUCAGCAAGCACCAGAAGACCCACACCGAGAUGGGGGCUGCCAAGCCCCCCGAGGGGGAGGCUGAGCGGGAGGAGGCGGCUGCUGGGGGCUCGCCCGGUGCCACCAUGCAGGAGGGCUUAGCCAGCGAUGACAAGGACACCACCAGCCCCGAGCAGAGCAGCUUGCUGGAGAUCUAAGCCGGAGGGUCUCCUCCGGCUCGUCCUUCUCCUCCUUUUCCUCCCUUUUUUAAUC
Messenger RNA from Alligator sinensis (Chinese alligator), 1485 nucleotides. It is a transcript of the gene SP7, whose product is annotated as Sp7 transcription factor. Gene Ontology annotation, molecular function: RNA polymerase II cis-regulatory region sequence-specific DNA binding; DNA-binding transcription factor activity, RNA polymerase II-specific. The transcript has 2 exons. NCBI's taxonomy places the organism in Eukaryota, Metazoa, Chordata, Crocodylia, Alligatoridae. The coding region runs from base 66 to 1430 and encodes 454 amino acids. The record is from RefSeq and is a predicted model, not a curated record. Gene Ontology annotation, biological process: regulation of transcription by RNA polymerase II.